Molecule: messenger RNA, 1644 nt
Organism: Anopheles nili
Lineage: Eukaryota; Metazoa; Arthropoda; Insecta; Diptera; Culicidae
Product: organic cation transporter protein-like
Exons: 3
Coding region: 1-1644 (547 amino acids)
Biological process (GO): transmembrane transport
Cellular component (GO): membrane
Molecular function (GO): transmembrane transporter activity
Source: RefSeq, a predicted model, not a curated record
AUGGCGCGAUCAGAGGACGAUUUGGACUUAGAUGGAGUGUUGCACGAGAUCGGUCAGUUCGGACUGUUUCAAAUGCGUCAGUAUGGAUUAAUGGUACUGCCGAUUAUAUUCAAUGCGCUUUUUACACUUAGCUACAUCUUCACAGCCGGCAAUGUUGAGUAUAGGUGUUUAAUACCGGAAUGUGAAGAUUUAACAACAGAUAUAUACUACACGGACUGGAUGAAUGGAACUACCGUGGUUGAAGGCGACAUACGAUGCAAACGUUAUCAACACAUCCGGAACAACACCUUUGACCAGGGGUCAAGGGAGUGUAGCAGUGAAGGAUUCAAUUCCUCUGUGGUGCUUUCGUGCGACAAAUACGUGUUUAAAUCGCAAGAAACUACUAUAGUGCAAGACUUUAACAUAACAUGUGAAGCAAACGAUUGGAAGCUAACUAUGGUUGGUACCGUGAAUAACAUUGGACAGUUUGUCGCUCUUCCAGUUGCCGGGUACUUAUCAGACCGAUUCGGCAGACGAUGGGUGCUACUGGUAAGCGUCUUCGGGAGCGCAUUUUUUGGAACGUUGCGAUCUUUCGCGAAUAGCUACGAAAUGUUUGUUAUAAUGGAAUUUCUCGACCCCGUCAUCGGAUCCACAAUGUAUACGACGGCAUUUAUCCUAGCACUGGAGCUUGUUGGACCUAAAAUGCGUGUGACUGGCAAUAAUAUUAUAUCAUGUGCUUUUUCUUUCGGCCAAGCGCUCCUGGGCCUGCUAUCUAUGUAUUUUUCAAAUUGGCGUACGCUUUUACGUAUUAUAUACAUUCCUGGUUUUUUGGCACUUCCAUUGCUAUACACAACAGCAGAAAGCGUGCGAUGGUUGCUGUCUAAAAAUCGAAAUCAAGAUGCAUUUAAAAUUUUAAAAAAGGCUGCCGAUACAAAUGGUAAGAAGCUCUCACAAGCAGUAAUGGAAAGAUUCUGUUCGAGCAACGGUAGUGAAACAUCGGCUAAAGCAUUGGACAGGCAACCAUUCUCACGUUUACUACAAGAUGCUUUUAACAGUCGCGGACUAACACUGCGUGUCAUAAAUUGCUCUUUUUGUUGGCUUACAAACACGAUGGUUUAUUUUGGAUUAAGUCUCAACUCUGUUUCAUUGAGCGGAAACAAGUACCUAAACUUCAUUCUCGUUUCACUAAUCGAACUCCCUGGAUUUUUUUUGAUGCAAUUGAUAUUAGAUCGUAUAGGACGAAAAAAGACACUUUUUGCUACAUUAAUUCUCAGCGGCUUGUUCUGUAUAUCAUCGGUAUUCAUUGCGAGCCAUGAUGUGCCAUUUUUAAAACUUAGCCUAUUUUUGCUAAGCAAACUGACCAUCACGAUGUCUUUUGGCACUUUAUACAUAUACACUGUGGAAAUUUUUCCCACCAAUCUUCGCCAAAGUCUCCUAUCAACAUGCUCCAUGUUUGGGCGGAUUGGAUCCAUGGUUGCUCCUCAAACGCCGCUAUUAGCUAAAUUAUGGACACCACUUCCGAUGAUAUUGUUUGGCUGUCUUGGUAUUACUUCUGGUAUGGCCAUUCUAAAGCUUCCGGAAACUCUCAAUAAUGAGCUUCCAAAUACGGUUGAAGAAGCAAUGAACAUGAAACAGAAAGAUAUGGUUUCUCCGAACAUCAGCUGA